AUGUCCUUCGACAACGACUUGGAGCUGCGGAAGGUGGCCGCGGUGAACCCGGAGGCGCAGCUGCUGCUGCGGGUGGUCUGUGAGGACUCCACGGCGCAGUGCCCCAUGUCGCUGAAGUUCGGGGCCAAGAGCAGCAUGUGGAACGAGCUGCUGGGCAUGGUGCAGGAGCUAAAGCUGAACCUCGCCGGGGUGUCCUUCCACGUCGGCUCAGGCUGCAAGGACCCGGAGAGCUUCGAGCAGGCGCUGCUGGACGCCAAGGAGGUCUUCCGACUGGCAAAGGAGCGGGGCAUGCAGGAGAUGCGGGUGCUGGACAUCGGCGGGGGCUACCCGGGCGACACGGCCGGCUUCGAAAAGAUUGCGCCCGGCAUUGCGGAGAAAUUGGGCCGCCUCUUCCCGCGUAGCGAGUACCCCGAGCUGCGCCUCAUCGCGGAGCCGGGGCGGUUCUUCGCGGCGCACUCGGCGCAUCUGCUGACGAGCCUGGGUUGCGCAGCUUCGGAGAGGAAGGUCUAUGCCAAGGCAAAGCUCCCAGCCACAGACGAGAACGCGGAGAGCGGUUCUGAGGUGUGUCGUUACUACCUCAACGACGGGCUCUACGGCUCCUUCAACUGCAUCAUCUACGACCACGUCUCGGUGGAGCCCGAGCCGCUGAGGUCCCACGAGGGCCCGGAGGUUCCCUGCGCCCUCUUCGGGCCCACCUGCGAUGGUUUCGAUGUUGUGCUGGAGAAGCACACCAUGCCCGAGCUGGAAGAGGGUGAGUGGAUCCUGUGGCGCAACAUGGGGGCCUACACCUCUGCGGCGCCUUGGUGA
Molecule: messenger RNA, 807 nt
Organism: Effrenium voratum
Lineage: Eukaryota; Dinophyceae; Suessiales; Symbiodiniaceae
Source: the annotation of a GenBank genome assembly